AACAGGACCUACCGCUAUAGGGAGUCCAGAAACAUUACAGGACAUUAAGCGGAAAUGUUUUGAUUUUCUAUUGAGACAGUUCGGAAAAGAUGCUCUAACUGCGCCAGAGUUAUUGUUUCCUGAGCUAUAUCUGAAGGCAUUUGAUGAUUAUCCUAUUGGACCAUGUGGUGAAUCUGAAUCUUACUUUGGAAUUGGACCAUUUGUUGUUGAUUUUGACUCCUCUCGGUACAAUGAAUGGUGUAGUACCUAUAUUCUGGAUUCUAGGACACCAAAGUUAAAUGCUUUACGAAUUCUGCGGGCCAUGCAGUUGUCAAAACCAAUUUUAUUGGAAGGUAGUCCAGGUGUUGGAAAAACAAGUAUGAUCAGUGCUUUAGCUAAAGCCUCUGGGCAUAAGUUGGUGCGCAUUAACCUGUCAGAGCAAACGGAUAUAUCUGAUUUGUUUGGCGCUGAUUUGCCUGUUGAAGAUGGUGAGAAAGGUGAAUUUGCUUGGCAUGAUGGGCCAUUACUUCAAGCUUUAAAUCAGGGUGACUGGAUUUUACUUGAUGAGCUGAAUCUGGCUUCUCAGUCUGUUCUUGAAGGGCUGAAUGCAUGUUUGGAUCAUAGGAAUGAAAUACAUAUUCCUGAACUUGGUCAAACAUUCCAUGUAAGAAAGCAUGUUUCCCGAAUAUUUGGAUGUCAGAAUCCUCAUAGGCAAGGAGGAGCUCGUAAAGGCCUGCCAAGAUCAUUUUUAAAUCGGUUUACUCAGGUAUAUAUGAAACCCAUGGAACCUUGUGAUUUUCAAUUUAUAUCUACACAUGUGUUUUCCAGCAUAUCACCACAACUCAUUUCAGCUAUGAUUACAUUUAAUAAUGAGCUUCAUUCUGAAUUGAAUGUGAAGAGAUUAUGGGGACAAGAUGGAUAUCCUUGGGAAUUUAAUCUUCGAGACAUUUUUAGAUGGUGUGAAGCAAUGGUUAUCAAUCAAAAUGAAUCUGAUUAUAACCUAGGAGAAUAUGUGAAAUUAAUUUAUGUUGAUCGUAUGCGCAGUGUUGCCGAUAAAAUUCAAGUAUGUAAAGUGUUUGAUUCUGUAAUGCAACAGUAUGGAAUGGACAGAAGUUCACGUUAUGAAACUGUGAGACAUCUGGAUUUGAAUGUAUUUGACAACUGUGUUCAGUUGGGUUAUUCUUUCUUACCACGUGUAGGUCAGAAUCUUUCAGAUGCUAAAAUGAUGAGUAUAGCACAUAGACAAUUAUCUGGUCUUGAAUCACUGAUGAAGUGUAUUGAAAUGAAAUGGAUGGCGAUUUUAGUUGGACCACCGGGGAGUGGCAAAUCAACACUGGUACGUCUUCUGGCUGAUCUCACAGGCAAUAUACUGCAUGUUAUAUCUGUGAAUUCAGAAAUGGAUACAACUGAACUUCUCGGAGGAUUUGAACAGGCUGAUAUGAAUAGAAAGAUUGAAUUUUUAAUUCAACAAUUAGAACCUGUAGUCCAACAAGCCAUUCUGCGUUGUAUUGAAUCUACUGACAGUGCUUCUGGAGAUUAUCUCAGGCAUAUUCUACUUCAGAUGGAUUCUCUUGCUCAGACUAAACAAGACUUAUAUUCAGAUCAGGUAGCUCGAAGUACCAAUUAUUAUCAAAACAAGUUGAGACAUCUAAGAGAUCUUAUAGAUACAUUGCUUUCUAUAUCAUCUUCUAGAAUGAAGCGUUUUCUAACAAAUUUCAAGGAAGAAGUUGCUGAGUUAUUUUCUAAAUUGAAUUCAAGUGUAGGGUCAAUUGGUGGGCAGUUUGAAUGGAUGGACAGUGUCUUAGUCCAGGCUGUUGAGAAAGGACAUUGGGUUUUAAUUGAUGAUGCAAAUUUUUGCAGUCCCUCUGUUUUGGACCGACUGAAUGCUCUUUUGGAACCGAAUGGUUUUCUCACAAUUAAUGAGCAAGGUGCCAUUGAUGGUGCACUGCGAGACGUUUGUCCUCAUCAAAAUUUCAGAAUAAUUCUUACAAUGAAUCCUAGAAAUGGAGAAAUAUCCAGAGCUAUGCGUAACAGAGGAAUAGAGAUAUAUUUAGAGCCUGUUUCAUCUAAUCUUCAUGAAGAAAAGGAUUUGUUUGACAUGGUUGCCUUUUCUCAAUGUCAGGGUUUAGUUCACUCUGGGAUGAUAUUUUAUUUAUAUGAUAUUCAUCAAAGAUUGACCGAUUGUUCAGAAUAUGAAGAUCCAAGUUUGUCUGAUUUCAUAAGUGCUUCAGCCUUGUGUGUACAGUUGCUUCAAAAACAUGAAGAUGCUCAUAUGUGUUUAUCAAAAGUUGCUGAAUUAGUAUAUGUGAAGAACAAUUUAAAUGUAACAUCCCGCCAGGUUGCUGUAUCUAUAAUUCAAGAGGUGAUGGAGAAACUUCCAAGACUUACUGUAGAUGAAGGUAUCCCAUUAACUAGUUUGUUGCCAACUUCCCUGGAUUAUCGUCAAAAUGCAUUUCUUGCUUCUGUCAGGAAGCAAGGUUUAAUGAUAGUAUAUUUUUUUAAACAUUUCAAAGAUUGCUUAAAAGAGUUGAAAAGACUUAAAGAGGGUAUUAAUUGGAAGCCAAAAUUCUCUCCUUAUCCAGUGCCUGAUAUACCUCCCUUGGAGUCGAUUGAAUUUGAGAUAAGAAAAUUUAUAUGUAUAAUGCGAAUUAUGUUUCAAUCAUGUUCUAUUGAACAAUAUAAAUUUCUGGAUCACUGGUUGGACACUAAACUGGAAGAUUUCCUAAAAAAUACUGUAUCGGAUGAUUUGCACAGAAUAUUGAAAUCAAUUCUUAAAUUUAAGAAUGUACUCAGUGAGCAAUUAAGAAACCCUGUCACAGGUGAUUUAGCAACCAUUGUAACAAGCAUUGUUAAAGAAAGCAAAGAAAACAAUGCAGCGUACUUGUACAGUGACUUAAACGAGGAUGUGUAUAUGACUCCUCCACCUGGUUGA
This is a messenger RNA of Stegodyphus dumicola, 2911 nucleotides long. RefSeq names its product midasin. Gene Ontology annotation, cellular component: preribosome, large subunit precursor; nucleus. Lineage: Eukaryota; Metazoa; Arthropoda; Arachnida; Araneae; Eresidae. Gene Ontology annotation, biological process: ribosomal large subunit assembly; ribosomal large subunit export from nucleus. Gene Ontology annotation, molecular function: ATP hydrolysis activity; ATP binding. The record is from RefSeq and is a predicted model, not a curated record.